This is a messenger RNA of Lampris incognitus (smalleye Pacific opah), 2862 nucleotides long. RefSeq names its product serine/threonine-protein kinase 24-like. The coding region runs from base 203 to 1504 and encodes 433 amino acids. The transcript is spliced from 11 exons. Gene Ontology annotation, molecular function: protein kinase activity; ATP binding. Gene Ontology annotation, biological process: protein phosphorylation. The record is from RefSeq and is a predicted model, not a curated record. NCBI's taxonomy places the organism in Eukaryota, Metazoa, Chordata, Actinopteri, Lampriformes, Lampridae.
GGCCGCUGGGGAAGACGGGGCCGUUUCGACGCAAGGCAGGAGACGUUUCCGAGACGAACGUUUCCCACACGGGAGAGCCACCGAGGCGUUACGCCGGGGCCGGAGGGACAUAGGCCGGCGGGGGCGCCGUGAACGACGCCGCAGCGUAGCUACGUAUUGCCGGGCGAGGGAGAAGCGGAACCCCGAGGCGCCGAGCAACAUCAUGGCCCACUCUCCCGUUCAGGGCAACCUUCCGGGGAUGCAGAAUGUCAAAGCGGAUCCGGAGGAGCUGUUCACCAAGCUGGAGCGCAUUGGCAAAGGCUCGUUUGGCGAGGUGUUCAAAGGCAUUGACAAUCGCACCCAGAAGGUGGUGGCCAUUAAGAUCAUAGACCUGGAGGAGGCAGAGGACGAGAUCGAGGACAUUCAGCAAGAGAUCACAGUGCUGAGCCAGUGUGACAGCCCCUUCGUCACCAAGUACUACGGCUCAUACCUGAAGGACACCAAGUUAUGGAUCAUUAUGGAGUAUUUAGGUGGAGGCUCGGCAUUAGAUUUGUUGGAGCCUGGGGCACUGGAUGAGACCCAGAUCGCUACCAUCCUGCGAGAGAUCCUCAAGGGUUUGGAGUACCUGCACUCUGAGAAGAAGAUACACAGGGACAUCAAAGCUGCCAAUGUGCUGCUGUCCGAACAAGGCGAGGUGAAGCUGGCGGACUUUGGUGUGGCUGGCCAGCUCACUGACACACAGAUCAAACGCAACACCUUUGUGGGCACGCCCUUCUGGAUGGCCCCCGAGGUCAUCAAACAGUCGGCCUAUGACUCCAAGGCUGAUAUUUGGUCUCUGGGCAUCACAGCCAUCGAGCUGGCAAAAGGCGAGCCACCUCACUCAGAGCUCCACCCCAUGAAAGUCUUAUUCCUCAUCCCAAAGAACAACCCACCCACGCUGGAGGGCAACUACAGCAAACCCCUAAAGGAGUUUGUAGAGGCCUGCCUCAACAAAGAGCCCAGUUUUAGGCCCACAGCCAAAGAGCUGUUGAAGCAUAAGCUGAUCGUUCGCCAUGCUAAGAAGACCUCCUACCUGACAGAACUGGUAGAUAAGUACAAGAGGUGGAAAGCAGAACAGUCCAGAACAACAGAGUCCAGCUCUGAUGAGUCCGACUCAGAGCAAGACGGCCAGGCAUCAGGUGGGAACGACUUUGGCAGUGAUGACUGGAUCUUCACCAUCAGAGAGAAGGAUCCCAAGAAGCUCCAGAAUGGGGAGGGACAGUCAGGGGCAACCGAGCAGACAAAAGACAUUCCAAAGAGGCCUUAUUCACAGAGCCUGGCCACAGUCAUCUCUCCUGCAUUGGCUGAGCUGAAGGCGAGGCAAGAGCAGGUUAAUGGUAACCCCAUGGCCCUCGAUGAGCUGAGGAAGGCCAUUCUACUUGCUGAAGAGGCCUACCCUGGCAUCUCAGACUCCCUGGUGGCUCACAUGGUCCAUAGACUCCAGAGUUUCUCCACAGGCAGGACAUCCUCUUCCUCAUCUCCUUAGUGACUGGCACUUGGCCCUGGCCCUGCUCUCUCAGGCCCCGCCCCCAACACCAUUGCCAGGUCAGAGGGUUAAAAUGUCAGGGGUCAAGACACUCAACACCAGCUGACUGCAUUUGACCUCCCCUGUGGAUGAGAGGGAGCUAGCCUAGCCUGUACACAUCACUGAACUCCUAACUCUCUGUGGAGGAAGAGAGGAACUCUGGAUGGCCGCUUUUAGUCACUUACCCAUGGAGACUAUUAGGGGGAAGCAGAACCCAUUGACAUAUGUGGUGUUGACUCUUGGGAGGAGAUAUAAAAAAAAAAAAAAAAACAGGGCAAAGGGUGAGACUGACUUAAGGAGAGCAGUUCACCAGAAAAACAGCAACAGAUAAGUCAAGACUCAAGGCUCUGUUCAUGAGCCUCCUUGCCCCCCAACCUUCCUCCCCAGGACCGCAACAUGAAGUCUCAACAAGGCAUUUGCUAGGAGCAGAAAAUCCUACCCAAUCCUGGCAAGACUUUUCUGCCUCCACCCCUGACCCCUGAUGCAGGCGUCAUAUCCCUAGCGCCUCUGAAAGCAUGCUUGAUGAACCUGUGGGGAUAUAUCUUUGUGUGCUCAGCGUGUAUGCGUGCUUAUGUGCACAACAUGUGUGCAGGCACUUGGCGAGUGUGGUUUGUGUGCGCACCUGUGCUCUCGCGUAUGUUCCAAGACUCCCUGUUUAGGCAAAUUGCAGCAUCCUUAUUGAAACCUCAGGUAAAGUGCUUUAAGUGGACUUUGUCCUCCGAAGCAGCGGGGGGCGCCGUGCUGUACGUGAUUGAGAGUUGUCAGUGACGUGGAAAAAUGAAUCACUGUGUACAAAAUGGUCAUGCGCAUUUUGUAGAUAUUGAUAACGUUUGAGACAAAAAGUAGAUAUAUUAAGAUUCAAAAGUCUCUUAAGUGGAAAGAACAGAAAAUGCCUUGCCUUUUUUUGAGAUGCACACAUUCAUGUUCUGGACGUUUUUCAUUUCAUCAGACUUAUUUUCUCCCCUGGUUACGUUUUUCAUGUUCUCCUCAUUAGUGAAUUAAAUUCAGCUAGGUGUUAAUGAAUAUCUUCUUUCCUUUCCAAUCAGCCGAGUUCUAAUCUUCCGUUUCAAUCAGUGUCCCUGCCGAGUCAGACAACUAAAAAGGGUGGUACUUGGUGAUGUUGUCUCAGGCCAGAAGCUUUUCCUUUGUUUACUAAGGGGGAAUAAAAAACUACCUUUACUUGUAUUUAGACAAUUAAGUCGGUUUUUACCUUUCGCUGAGAUGUGGUCAAGGCCAAAGCUGUUGGAGAGAAGUGGGAUUCUGUCAGUCACAGCUCUCAAAUUGACCAGAAAAUGCAAUCCUAUUUAGUCAAUUUGUAA